Penicillium brevicompactum is the source of this 1560-nucleotide messenger RNA. Its product is annotated as cytochrome P450. Gene Ontology annotation, molecular function: oxidoreductase activity, acting on paired donors, with incorporation or reduction of molecular oxygen; iron ion binding; heme binding. The record is from RefSeq and is a predicted model, not a curated record. Lineage: Eukaryota; Fungi; Ascomycota; Eurotiomycetes; Eurotiales; Aspergillaceae. The coding region runs from base 1 to 1560 and encodes 519 amino acids. The transcript is spliced from 5 exons.
AUGAGUUUCAAGGCACUUGUGGCUACGGCCGUCGCCGUGCUAUUAUAUAGCAUCGCGCUUGUCGUAUACCGCCUGUUCUUCCAUCCGUUGGCCAAAUACCCAGGCCCUCGCCUGGCAGCCAUCACACAUUGGUAUGCGGCCUUCUACGCGUGGCGGGGAGACCUGCAUAUUAACAGCCGAGCGUGGCACGAUCGUUACGGUGAUAUCGUCCGUUUCGCGCCAAAUGCACUUACUUUCAAUACCGAUACGGGAAUGCACGCUAUUUAUGGUGUUCGAGCGAACGUUGUGAAAUCAGAAGGGUAUAGCUCACUGAGCGCUAGUCGACACACACCCAAUACUCUCACAGCGACCGAUAAAACUACACACGGGUUCAAACGCCGGAUUCUCGCUCAGGUAUUCUCUACCGAGGGAAUCAAAUCUAUCGAAGAGCGUCUUUUGACAAAUUUCCGUGACUUUGUUGACCUGCUGGGCAAAGAGGGCGAUGAAUUUGGCAUUGCUAAGCCCGGACUUGCCUCUGAAAAGGACAAUGAAUGGACGCAGACCAAGCACCUGGCUCCAAUGUGUGACUGGGUUACAUUUGAUGUUAUCAGUGAUCUCUGUUAUGGCAAGGACUUUGAUAUGUUGCACUCUUCUGAUAUGCGCUGGUUCCCAUCGGUGGUUCUCAAAAUCACACAGCGCAGCAUGACUACUCUUGUCCAGUCAAAGUUUUGCAAUUUGAAAAUUGACCGAUUCUUCAUGUCGUCGAAGUUCAAAGAUAUCGUGAACGCUGGUGAUCGAAUUGGCGAGCGUUCAAAGGCUCGCCAACGCCUUGGAAAUGACAUUGAGAAGCAAGAUCUCUUUUACCAUAUGAUGAACACUGCGGACCCUAAAACUGGAGCUCAUUUCACUUCAAAAGACCUCUGGGUGGAGUCGAUGCUCCUGAUGACUGCUGGCGCAGAUACUACUGCCACAGCAAUGGCGGGCACAUUUUUCCAUCUGGUGCACAAACCAGAUCUCCUCGCCCGCCUAGUCUCUGAGCUCCGCACUACCUUUGCCGAUGAAGAAGAUAUUCACAUGGGACCAGAACUCGACUCUUGCGAGCUUCUUCAAGCCUGUAUCAACGAAACCAUGCGCCUUGCCCCGUCUGUCGCAACGACGAUCCCACGUACCGUGCUGAAAGGGGGAUUGAUGGUUGACGGGCAUUUCAUUCCCGAGGGUACCAUGGUCGGAACAACAACGUACGCCGUACACCGAAACCCUAAUUACUUCAGCUGCCCCGACGCAUACUUCCCCGACAGAUGGAUCGUUAACCCUGAACUUGGAGUCGACGAACAAAGCAUCAAGACUGCCAAGCAGGCAUUUGUGCCAUUCAGUUCUGGGGCUCGUUCUUGUGUUGGGUGGAAGCUUGCGUGGGCCGAGUUGAACGUGACUAUUGCUAGAGCAUUGUUCCGCUAUGACAUGCGGCUAGCGCCUGAUGCUCGCUGCUGCGGUGGGAAGAGGAAUGACUGCGAUUUCAAGCUGAAAGGAUGGGUGACAUCAGCAGUGGAAGGGCCGUGGGUUCAGUUUAAAGCUCGAUCCUGA